This is a messenger RNA of Dioszegia hungarica, 1530 nucleotides long. RefSeq names its product major facilitator superfamily domain-containing protein. Lineage: Eukaryota; Fungi; Basidiomycota; Tremellomycetes; Tremellales; Bulleribasidiaceae. The record is from RefSeq and is a predicted model, not a curated record. Gene Ontology annotation, molecular function: transmembrane transporter activity. Gene Ontology annotation, cellular component: membrane. Gene Ontology annotation, biological process: transmembrane transport. The transcript has 7 exons. The coding region runs from base 1 to 1530 and encodes 509 amino acids.
AUGUCGCCUGAUCGACGGACGGGACGGUCAGAGUCGACGGUCGGCGAGCCGCCGGUUGGGACGGAAGAGCAGGAAAGAGAGGUGCUUAGUCAGGGGAGGAAGUAUCUGUUGUUGGCGGUGUUCUGUCUAGGGGUAUUCAUUGACGUGAUGGGCGUGUGCGCAUUCUACAUCUUGACCGGACCUGUCGCGCUCGACCUAGAUAUCCGCUUUGAGGCCCAAACAUGGAUUAUCACCUCCUUCGCAGUCACCUUUGCCGCCUUCCUCCUCUUCUGGGGUCGCGUCUCGGACCUCUACUCGCCCACGCCUGUAUUCGCGUACGGGUUCCUCACCCUGGGUAUACUCAACCUGGUCAUCUCGUUCCAAACAAACGCAUACGCCUUCCUCAUCCUCCGCGCCAUUUCAGGCAUCGCGGGCUCGUGCCUCAUUCCAGCGUCAUAUCGGCUAAUCAGCGCCGUCUUCAAUGCGGACGAGCUGCCGCGGGCGUUCACAAUCUAUGGGCUGUGUGGGUCGCUGGGCGCGAGUCUGGGAGUGCCGAUCGGGGGACUGGUGGAGCUGAUCCGGGCGGAUGGGCAAUUGAGCGGAUGGAGGUGGUAUUUCCGGAUAACGACGGUAUUGAUUGUUCCAAUUUCAUUAUGGUCCCUCAAGGCUUUCCCAAAGCAACGAGGAGAAGCAGCAUCUGACACGAAUAAGUGGAAGCGGCUGGAUGUCCCAGGUACCCUGCUCAUGCUCGUCGCUAUCCUCCUACUCAUCCUUGGUCUCACCCUCGGCGCCUCGUACGGCUUCGGAACAGCCUCUUUCCUGGCACCCUUCCUUAUCUCCCUUCCACUCUUUCCCCUAUUCUUCUACUGGCAGUCUCGUCUCUCAGCCGACCUCGCUCUGGUUCCAUCCAAUACCUGGAAGAUCCCAAAUUUCACGCUCUGGACUGUACUGGCGAUUUUUACGUCGGCAUGGUGGACGUGCAACCAGGUACCCCAGAUCGAGGUGUUUGUGCGGGAACGAGGGGAUUCGAGUAUCAUUGCGGCGAUGCGAAUUCUACCAGAGGGGAUCAGCAGUUUGGCUUGCAGUGGGAUCUUAAUCGCAUUCCCCAUCAUCUGCUCUUACCCUCGCUACACAUACACCUUUGGGCAGAUCGGCGGUAUGGCAGCAUACGUGCUUUUCAUCUACUCGGACGGACAGGUUGGAACUCAAUACUGGAAGUUUGGCUUCACCGGGGCCACAAUAGGCAGCUUCUGUAACAAUGUCGCAGCGACUUCAGUCAUUGUCGGCGCAAUGACCACCUCCCCGCCCUCGCAAGCCGGUGUUGUCGGUGCGAUCCUUCAGACCGCCAUCCAAGCAGGCAACGCCAUCGCUCUAGCUGUCCAAGCCGGACUUCUUACCAUCCAUCCGGGCGGGAUCGAGGACUGGGCAAAUGUCCGUGCGAGCUUUUGGUUCAUGUUUGCCUGGGGCGGAGCGUGUUUAGUUGGGUUCCACAUCUUUUACCGGGCGCCAAUACUGGAUGGAAAGGGGAAGAGGGUGGUGGUCACACAUUGA